This is a messenger RNA of Oncorhynchus kisutch (coho salmon), 1885 nucleotides long. RefSeq names its product zinc finger protein 768-like. Gene Ontology annotation, biological process: regulation of gene expression. NCBI's taxonomy places the organism in Eukaryota, Metazoa, Chordata, Actinopteri, Salmoniformes, Salmonidae. The coding region runs from base 273 to 1685 and encodes 470 amino acids. The transcript has 4 exons. Gene Ontology annotation, cellular component: nucleus. The record is from RefSeq and is a predicted model, not a curated record.
AAGGAGUCCGAAUGAACUGCACAUCAGAUCUGAUCUCACACUAUUCAUACACACAACAGCGCUUUAUAACCAAUAUACACUUACUAAAUAUACUUACACAUACCCAGAUACUAACAAACACCUACUGUACACUUCAAAAUAGUCUAGUCAGGGUUGUAUGACUUGACUUAUGAUAGCUAACUUAUUUAUCCACAACAACAUAUUUAUGUCCACCAUGAUGGGUUUAACAACAAUUAAGUAAUUCUGUAACUGCAGUAUAGGACUCAAGUGUAAUGGGGAUGGGUAAACACUCCAUGUUGAAAGUGUGUUUAUCUGUGUGUACGUACCUGAGGGAGUAUAUGUCUGUAGUCUGUAUCACCUCUCUCUUCCAGGAGGAGGGUCCAGAGGUGCUGCUGGUGAAGGAGGAGGGGUGUGAGGAGGGUCUGGGGAACCCUGGGGGGACCAUGGUCAUGGAGGACAACCAGACUACACCUCCUGAACCCACAGAGGACCCAGCUGAGCAGCACAGGACCACACACAGUCUCAGUGAGUCAGUAGACAAAGAGGAUGGGAUGCCUGAUCUGCAGCUGGUCAAAGAGGAGACAAUAGAGAACAGACCAGAGAGUGGACUAAAGAUCUGGGAUGAAGGUGGUUGGCUCGAAGCUAACAGAGGAGACUGGGCGGUCAUCUUGGAUUCCCAGACCGGUGCAGCCAAGGUUCCUGUGGACGACGUCACCGAGCAGGCCAGGACCGGAGGCGACAUAGUGGAGUCUGCAGUCCAUGAGGACGUGCUGAUAUCUAGUGUUGCUGGCGGGAGAGACUGGACCUCUGAAGCGGCUGGUCUCAAACCCUGGCCCCGGAUCAGGACACUGGAUCAGGAGCCGUCACUCUUCCUUCGCGAGUCAGAACCAGGACCCAACCGCGAAGGACAGAGACCCCACCACACAGAACACAACCAGUGGAUAGGUGGACUGAACAACAGUCCUGGUGGUCAUCAGAAAGACAGAGGCUCCAGUCAUGGAUCCGGUCUGCAGCCCAGACCCUUCUCUUCACAGUCUCAGUGCAGGGAUGGAGCAGGGCCUGGGGCUGAUAGAAAUAGACCCUCCUGUUCCUAUGAUACAAACACCACAGUAUCCAUGAUAAACAGAGCAGGUCACCUUGGGCUUCAGCCUUCACAGAGAGUGGUGGGAGACUCCCCUGGUGGGAGUCUAACAGGAAGUCUGUCUUCUCCUUCAGGGUCUUGUCUAAUGCCUGGUGACUGGAUUCAUAGAAAGCCUGGGCCUGGGUCUAGCCUUUCUCAGUUACCUCAUGGUUACCCCACCAAUACAGACAGGGUCAGGAUGGGCGUUCACCACAAGAAGUACUUAUCCUGUAACACAGCACACAAUCCCAACCACACCCAAACAAUGGCUAGAGGUCAAGGAGGGAGCUCAAAUACUAACCACCUGAGGGUGGUUGCUCCUGCUUCUACCUCCUCUGGUGUCAUUGGGACACAACGUGGGAGGCCGAGCAUUAGGACGGACGCCGACAAGCCAUACACCUGCCCCACGUGUGGGAAGCGCUUCACUGAGGCGAACUAUGUGAAGAGGCACCAGACCGUUCACACCAAGGAGAGGCCCUUCAAGUGCAAACGAUGUUACAAGAGCUUCUCCUUCCUAAGUAGCCUUAUCAGACAUAGGAGUAUCCACAACGUGGAAAAAUUGUAGCAGUGUGGCUUGAGAUGUACACAGGGGAUAUCUGGGAACCAUUAUUUAGCUUAGCAAUUCUCAACUGGUGGGUCGCAGGAAGGUUUGGAAUGGGUGACGGGGUGUCUAAGUAAAAAUGUUUAUAUAUACAGUUGAAGUUGGAAGUUUACAUACACCUUAGUCAAGUACAUUUAAACUUUGUUUUUCACAAUACCUGACAU